AGAGACCUAAAUUUCCAUUAGAUUCAUUCCUAAGCUUGCUUUGUUGCAGCAAGAUGAUCAGUCCGAGAGUGCUGGAGAGAAGAGAAAGCGGUAAAAACCUCUCUUAUUCGGUCACCGAGAAGUCGGACGACUCUUCAGUAACCCAGGGUGAUCCGACCCCUUCGACGCUUUUUUCGCUGUAUACCCCCUCCAUCCUUCGGAGGUGGAAGAAAGGGUACUCACAUUUUAAUACAUAGUAGGGCCCCAGAACGCUAAAAGGUGGGGGAACAAGAGUUGUCACGAUAGAAAAGAGAAAAAAAGAAAUGACUAUAAGGAACCAACGGCUCUCUCUUCUUAAACAACCUAUAUCCUCCACACUUAAUCAGCAUUUGAUAGAUUAUCCAACCCCGAGCAAUCUUAGUUAUUGGUGGGGGUUCGGUUCGUUAGCGGGUAUUUGUUUAGUCAUUCAGAUAGUGACUGGCGUUUUUUUAGCUAUGCAUUACACACCUCAUGUGGAUCUAGCUUUCAACAGCGUAGAACACAUUAUGAGAGAUGUUGAAGGGGGCUGGUUGCUCCGUUAUAUGCAUGCUAAUGGGGCAAGUAUGUUUUUCAUUGUGGUUCACCUGCAUAUUUUUCGUGGUCUAUAUCAUGCCAGUUAUAGCAGUCCUAGGGAAUUUGUUCGGUGUCUCGGAGUUGUAAUCUUCCUAUUAAUGAUUGUGACAGCUUUUAUAGGAUAUGUCCUACCUUGGGGUCAGAUGAGCUUUUGGGGAGCUACAGUAAUCACAAGCUUAGCUAGCGCCAUACCUGUAGUAGGAGAUACCAUAGUGACUUGGCUUUGGGGUGGGUUCUCCGUGGACAAUGCCACCUUAAAUCGUUUUUUUAGUCUUCAUCAUUUACUCCCCUUUAUUUUAGUAGGCGCCAGUCUUCUUCAUCUGGCCGCAUUGCAUCAAUAUGGAUCCAAUAAUCCAUUGGGUGUACAUUCAGAGAUGGAUAAAAUUGCUUCUUACCCUUAUUUUUAUGUAAAGGAUCUUGUAGGUUGGGUAGCUUUUGCUAUCUUUUUUUCCAUUUGGAUUUUUUAUGCUCCUAAUGUUUUGGGGCAUCCCGACAAUUAUAUACCUGCUAAUCCGAUGUCCACCCCGCCUCAUAUUGUGCCAGAAUGGUAUUUCCUACCGAUCCAUGCCAUUCUUCGUAGUAUACCUGACAAAUCGGGAGGUGUAGCCGCAAUAGCACCAGUUUUUAUAUGUCUGUUGGCUUUACCCUUUUUUAAAAGUAUGUAUGUACGUAGUUCAAGUUUUCGCCCGAUUCACCAAGGAAUAUUUUGGUUGCUUUUGGCGGAUUGCUUACUACUAGGUUGGAUCGGAUGUCAACCUGUGGAGGCACCCUUUGUUACUAUUGGACAAAUUUCUCCUUUAGUUUUCUUCUUGUUCUUUGCCAUAACGCCCAUUCUGGGACGAGUUGGAAGAGGAAUUCCUAAUUCUUACACGGAUGAGACUGAUCACACCUGAUUAGUGAGAAAUUCUUACACCAAUCAUUUACGAGUGGGUAUUACACCAAGAAUUUACAAGCGGA
Messenger RNA from Solanum stenotomum, 1548 nucleotides. RefSeq names its product cytochrome b. Gene Ontology annotation, cellular component: membrane. The record is from RefSeq and is a predicted model, not a curated record. The transcript has a single exon. NCBI's taxonomy places the organism in Eukaryota, Viridiplantae, Streptophyta, Magnoliopsida, Solanales, Solanaceae. Gene Ontology annotation, biological process: mitochondrial electron transport, ubiquinol to cytochrome c. The coding region runs from base 303 to 1484 and encodes 393 amino acids. Gene Ontology annotation, molecular function: quinol-cytochrome-c reductase activity.